Molecule: messenger RNA, 5076 nt
Organism: Myotis myotis
Lineage: Eukaryota; Metazoa; Chordata; Mammalia; Chiroptera; Vespertilionidae
Gene: TAAR1
Product: trace amine associated receptor 1
Exons: 3
Coding region: 3644-4660 (338 amino acids)
Biological process (GO): G protein-coupled receptor signaling pathway
Cellular component (GO): membrane
Molecular function (GO): trace-amine receptor activity
Source: RefSeq, a predicted model, not a curated record
AGAGGGAUAGAAACAUUAAUGAUGAGAGAGAAUCAUCCACUGAGCCACACUGGCUGGGCUGUCAAUGGUUAUUUAGACCAUAGGUGACCUGUUGUGUGGUAUCAGCAUUUUCCUUGUGGCAGUGUUACGACAAAGCAGGAAAACAGGGUAAUAGAUAUCAAGGGUUUCUUUCAGAAAUUCAGUUAAUCCAGGUAGUUAUUGCCAAAAUUCGGUAACUUAGAAUAACAGCAACUUCUGCUCAUGAAUCUACAGAGGCAGCUAAUGUAGCUUCGCAUGUACUGUGUAUCAGUAUGCCCUGGACUGUUUCACAUGCCUCUCACCCUCUGUGGACAAGGAUGGCACGGACGACAUUCAUAAACAUAUUUCAAUGUUUGCGUCAUGCUGUCAGUUCCCUGUGGCCUAUCUGAGAGCAGCAGUGGCUCCGGCCAGCAGCAGCUGUGCGGCCUCUCCCAAAGGCAGCGUUUCUGCUGUCGGCUCAUCCGCUUGCUCUGUACACUCACCUGAGCAGGUAGGUCUGCACGCACUCACCCGACAGCCACGCAAACUGCAAAGACAGGGAGAAUGCUCAGGAGCAUAAGACUUAUCAACGGUUUGGUACUUAUUCACAUAUUAAUUUUAGGAUUAUUUAAUGCGAAUACUAACGAAGGUUCUUUAAGUUUAGUUAGUUAAUACCUGCUUUAGUAAGAGAAGCUAAAAAAUGGUUAAAUAUUUUAAAUAGCUUGCUUUACACAUGCUUUUUAAGAUGUCAGGCUUUUAUGAAAACUUUACCUAUGGAAAGUUGGGAAAUUUGGUAAGCUGAAAUACGAUUUUUUAAAAAAAUUAUCUUUAUUGUUGAAAGUAUUGCAGAUGUCCCCUUUUGAAAUAUGAUUUUUAAAACCUCCUUUUCUUGUACAUGAAAAAGGAAAUUCCAUGUUGUGUACUUGGCUAGUUUUAGCGUAAUAAAAGGAGUCUUCCUAGAGAUUUUUGUAGGUUUUGAAAUUAAAAUGUAUCGUGUUGUUACUAUAUUCUAAAUUACAAAACUAAAAUCUGGUUUGCACAACUAUUAUUUGGUAAUAAUCUUGGCACAUUUCUGAAUGACUUCACACGUUAGUGUGCGUGUGUCUAUACAUGCCACAUAUUAGAUGAAUUAACUUAAGAAUCUUUCAGUUACGAUUAUUGAAAUCUGAUACGUAUUAUCUUAUCACGUACACACAGAAACACGUGCAGGCAUAGUCUAUUGACCACAAUACUGCUGUGGAUUGUUUCCCUCUUAUCCAUGGGACUAUGGUGAUGGAUAAGCAAACAAAUGGAUUUUCCACGUUUCCUGUUUCUUCAGGAUGGAAACAGUUUGCUUCCAGGGAUGUCUUACCCCGAGAAUCACGACCUAAACAUUUGGAAAUUCUGUCUUCCCUGCUUCUUGUCUCUUUCUUUCUCUUACAAUUAGUAUUUUAAUAAAAAUUAUUGGAUAAAUUUCAGAGCUACAAACAUAUUUUAGGAAUAAAAUUAUUACCAAGUCCUAAUUUGUUUCCAAAUUUAUAGGGUAGAACAAAUUUGUGUGGGCUUAGCUCAGAAAUUUAACAAAAGUAUGAUUUUAAUAUGAAGGUAAAAAUAACUCAUAGAAAGAAUUAUAUAAGCAAAAGAAGCACAAAUAAUAUAAGUAUAUUAAUAAUUAUUUAACAAUACUUUUUAAAAGUUUCACUUGAAACAAUUCAUAUACAAUACAAUUGAUUUUAUUAAAUAUAUUUUUUCUGAUUAUGAAAGUGAAACAUUCUCAUAGUAGAAAAUGUGGAAGAUGUAGAAAUGAUAGAGAAGAAAGCAAAACUCGCACAUUAUUUCACCACCCAGGAAAAAUUAUUGCAAAAAUUUGAUAUUAUCUUUGUUGUAAUUUUUUGUUUUAAUCUCAGUAUCUCUGAGUAAACAAUAUUGAGAAUUUGGAGCAUGCCAUUCCAUACCUAUUUUCUAUGUGUGCAUGUGUAUGUGUGUUUGUGUGUUGCUAGAGAACUUUACAAAAUUAAAUUUUUGCUAGGCAUCAUGUGAUCUAGUUGGGAAGUUGAACUCAUAAGUCCCUUACCAACCCUGAUAACAACUGGGAUUUAGUGAGAUAGUUGAGAAUUUAAAUUCCAGGUUAAAAUUUAGUGUUUUGUCAAAAAUGUAUUAUUUUUAUUUCAAAAAUCCUUAUUUAACAAGCAUUGCAUCGUGUCAUAUGAUUAUAAUCAUUUUUUAAUUUAAACUAAAAUUUUAAUUCACUGAUGUUCCUUUUAUUCACCUCUUACUACCUAAAAAACGUUGGUUUGAUUUUUUUUUAUUGUUAGAGUAUUUCCUAGUGUUUCUCAGAAGAUGGUCAUCAAUAUAUAUUUGUUGUCUUUUUUUUUUUUACCUUCAUUUGGUUACUGUUUGGCUAAAUAUAGGAUUGUUGAAUUGCUAUACAAUUUCCUUAAUUGUUUCUAAGCUCCUUAGAGCCCCCUGGCUUCCAUAAUUACAGAUGCAAAGUCCUUUGCUAACCUGACCCUUUUUCCUUUUUCCUUUUUAAACUGUCUUGUUGAGGCAUAAUUGAUAUGCAAAGAACUGCCCGUAUUUAAUGUGUACAAUGUGAUGAGUUGGACCUAUGCAAACACCACCACCACCACAAUCAAGGAAUUUAUAUCCAGAUGCCCAUGAGGAUUUAUCCUUUAUCUUUGGAAUUUAGAGCCAGGCAAAGUGUAUGUACCCCAAUUUUUAUUGAUCCCAAGGAGAACAGAAAUGAGCUCAUGAAUUCCUCAGUUCAUUUGUUCAUUCAAUCCAUCUUUUAUUCAAUUUUGAAUGUUCUAGACAUUUUCCAGGCCCUGAGGCUAUAGCAGUGAAUAAAAGACAGUUCAUUUCCUUAUAACUUACUACCUCUGUUUAAUUUUUAUCGUAUUGUUUUUUUCCUUGUUCCCCUUUCCCCUCUCCUUUCCCUCGGCCUAUAGUGACACUCAAGAACGCAUCUUUUUAUAUUAAUUUAAACAUGUGUGUAUUCUUGAAAAAGCUUUGUGAUGUUUCUUAUACAUUCCUUUAAUAUGCCCUUAACAUUCCCAAUGGAUGUUUACUUAUUUGAUUAACACGCAUAUAAGGUGCUAUUUUACAAAUAUUAACUUAUUCCAGCCUCAGAAAAGCCCAGGAAAUAGCUUAUUUUUCCACAUGAGGAAACUACAGCCUCAAGAGGUGGGCAGCAUGUCCAAGGCCGCAGAAUUAGCGAGUGGCCCAGCCCAGACUGGAACAGAGGCAGCUGGGCACAAGGGCCGUACUGUUCAGCACACAGCUCCAACCUGCAAGUUCAAAACUGAACUCCUGACUUCCUCCUGCUUCUUGUCCUUCUCCAACCACCAUCUUUCCCAUCUCAGUAAAUGGGACGCCACCGUACAAGCUGUUCAAACCAAAAGCCUUGCUAUUUCCCUUGACAACAUUCUCCCAACCCACGUUCAAUCUAUCGUCAAAAUCCAGCCUGCUGUGUAUCAGAACAUAUCCCACCUGACCGCCACGCUCCACGGCCACAGCUGCUGCCCUGGCCCAAACCACCAUCUUCACCCCCAGGUUUUUGGGAUAGAUAUAUGGGAAUAAAAGGUGGAACUGUAACCUGAUUGUGGAUUUCAAAGGAAGAGUCAACACACAAAGGAAAAAAUAAACUAGUGGCUAGCCUCCAGGAGCGAUGUCCUUUUGCCAUAAUAUAGUUAAUAUUUCCUGUGUGAACAGCAGCUGGUCAAAUGAUGUCCGUGCUUCCCUAUACAGUUUAAUGGUGCUCAUCAUUCUGACCACAGUGGUUGGCAAUCUGAUAGUUAUUAUUUCCAUCUCACACUUCAAGCAACUUCAUACCCCAACUAAUUGGCUCAUUCAUUCCAUGGCUACAGUGGACUUCCUGCUGGGGUGCUUGGUCAUGCCUUACAGCAUGGUGAGGUCUGUUGAGCACUGCUGGCCUUUUGGGGAAGUCUUCUGUAAGAUCCACACCAGCACUGAUAUCAUGCUCAGCUCAGCAUCCAUUUUCCACUUGUCCUUCAUUUCCAUUGACCGAUACUAUGCUGUGUGUGACCCGUUGAGAUACAAAGCCAAGAUCAGUAUCUUGGUUAUUUUUGUGAUGAUCUUCAUCAGCUGGAGCAUCCCUGCUCUUUUUGCAUUUGGAAUGAUCUUUCUGGGGCUAAACUUCAAAGGCGCUGAACAGAUGUAUUACAAACACGCUCAUUGUUCAGGGGGCUGUUCUGUCUUCUUUAGCAAAACACCCGGGGUUCUGGCCUUUAUGACUUCUUUCUAUAUACCUGGAUCUAUUAUGUUGUAUGUCUAUUAUAGAAUAUAUUUCAUAGCUAAAGGGCAGGCAAGAUCGAUUAACAAUGCAAAUCAGAAGCUUCAAAUUGGAUUGGAAGAGAAAAAUGGAAUUUCACGGAACAAAGAACGAAAAGCUGCAAAGACUUUAGGGAUUGUGAUGGGGGUUUUCCUCAUAUGCUGGUGUCCUUUCUUUGUCUGCACAGUCAUGGAUCCUUUCCUGGACUAUACUAUCCCACCCCCCUUGAAUGAUGCAUUGAUUUGGUUUGGCUACUUGAACUCUACUUUUAAUCCAAUGAUUUAUGCAUUUUUCUAUCCCUGGUUCAGAAGAGCGUUGAAGAUGAUUCUAUUUGGUAAAAUUUUCCAAAAAGAUUCAUCUAGGUGUCAAUUAUUUUUAGAAUCAAAUCCAUAGAAUUACAAUACUUUACUGUUUUGCAAAACAGCUGGUGGUGAUAUUUAUGAACACGGCGUAACCAACUUCAUGCAUCAACUGCCUGGUCUUUAAGUCAGUUACUUGAUUUAAAGAAUGUAUAAUGAGAUAGGAUGAUUAUAUCUUGCUUCCUACUUGGGAUGUAGUACAUAUGAUCUUUGCCAUUCUUACCAUACAUAUGAAGCUUUGCAAGUCCAGAAUGUAAGGUACUACAUUUAAAAAAACUUUUCCUGUUUUUUCAAGUACCAUCAUGGAAUUGAAAGUGGUCCUCUCCUCAGUUAUUCAGUGGUAGAAACCAUAGGCUACAUUGGAAAUGCAAAUUAGAGUACUUUGUCACAUAUUUGCUUGAAUAUGUAUGGUUGUGUUGUUGUUAUUGUUGUUUUUUAGUAAAAUUACAC